AUGUACGUCGUCAAAGAAAGCGAAAUCACGGAUGCAAUGUACGUGAUACAUACUGGAAAAGUGAGGGAGACUAGCGAGGAGGCCAUGGAUAUCAGUGCCAGGGUCUAUCCUGCCGGCUCUUACUUCGGUGUUGGAUUAUUUCAAAACACUCCAUAUACUCACUCGUAUGAAACGUUAACCAAGUCACAAGUCCUCACUCUGAAACUUGAUGACUGGGAAUAUCUACUGAAUCUUUUUCCAGAAAGUAAGAAGUCUAUACAUAAACAUCUGAGACAAUUACGAGACGACCAAACGGGCAACAGUAAUUGGCCUGGAGGACCAUCAACAGAUACACCUCCCGAAUAUGUAAUGGCAGUAAUGCGACAAGAGACCUCAGACCUGUCAGAGUUUCCUAGUGUUCAAACCCAUUUUGGUAGAGAAUCUGUGACGGAUAUUAAAGAAACAGCGUCCAGCCAUUUAUUAUCCGAAAAUAGACAUUCAAGAUAUUUUGCUUUGCCAUCUGAUAAUAAGGCACCUGAUACAAUGUCCAUAAGUAGAGAUAUCGAAGAAGAUAAUCAAAGUCUAGCACCAUCGGGAAGUCAACUUAGCAAAGAGCCUAGAACCAAUCUGAAAUCAGUAUUUAAAAAAAUAGCCAACACUGCCAAGAAGCUCAUGGGUAGAGUUUCAGAUGUCGAAUUGACAGCUGCUGGUGAUGAACUUUUAUUGGAAGAAGACGCUGAAGCGACAGAGGCUUUGCUCAAACAAUUUGAAAAAGCUAGAAAACAGGCAAACUAUAAUUUUAAAAGACAAAAACCUCGCAGGCACGCUUUGAUCUUUCAUGCACCAGAAGAAAUGACAGAAAAAUAUUUAGAAACUGUAGACAUGGAGUCAUUUGACAAUUUAGAUCAUAGAAAAUCGAAACAUUUGCAAGAAAAACCGCUUAGCAAUAUAGAAAAAAGAUCUCGAAAUGUUUUUAGACUGGGUCACAAACAAAAAUCUAAGUUUGACGAAAGUAUCUCAGAAUCAGAACUCACUAUUGACUUAGAAGGGGCUUUAGCUGAAAAUGAAGCAAGAGAAAAAGUCUUGGAGACAAGAUCUCAAACCAAACAGGAAACCGUGCGCAAACAAGUUACUCAAAACACAUCCGUUGUUGGUGAAGCAACCACAAGUAAAGAAGUUAUUGAAGGCAAAAUGAGUCCUACUGGACAAAAUCCAAACGAUACCCUGCCUGCACGUAAAUUCAAUGUACCUACACCUUUGAAACAAAAACUUGACCAAGAAUCAACACAACCAGACCAAGAAAAAGAUAUUUUGGUUAUGCAACAUAAAACAAAGUUGGUUGAACCUAAAGCUGACAUUUUACCUCCUGUAAUUUUAAAGGCGACAGAGGGGUCGCCUCUUGGCUUUGCUAGAGAAGAACAAAUGCCUGGAACAUCGAAGGAUAUUUCAAAAUCUGAGACAAAUGCUACACCUACAUUUAUAUCGCUAAAAGAAGCUUCAAAGUCAGACGAGUCUCUUUUAGAACCCAGUAAAAAGUCUAGAGAAAUUUUGUUACCUGAUCUUAGUGCCUCACAUGUCACUUAUACUCGUUGGCAGGAAGAAAAAACCUCAAAUGUUAUAGCAUUGGCUCAAAAUGAAAAUAUUCAACACAAAAGCCAAACUUUGAUCGAUCAAAAUGACUCGAAAAAGGAAGCAGAAACAAGUCGUGGCCCAGUUCCUCAGAGUUCUAGGUAUACUGGAGCUACUGGUUUUGCACCUAUUGAAACUGAACCUGGUACAUCCAAGCCUUACAUACCUAUCAUAUUUUCUUAUCCGCAUCCUAAAACUGAUCAAGACACUCAAAGUUCAGGUCAAGAUUCUCAGCAAGAUAAAGGUACUAUAAAUAUUGCCGAUGAAAGAAAACCUUCGAAAACUUUGGUAUUAAGUGACUCUAAAGCAGAUACUUUAGAAUCAGUAAUUCCAAGCGCGAAACCGGACGGAGGUGUAAUCUUUCAAAUAUCAAGGUCUAUGUCUGAGGACAAAUCUACUAAAAUCGUUGACAUAAUCAAGCCUUCAUCUCAAACAGUGUAUGAAGGAACAUCUACACCUGCACUCCCCACGGAAAUAGAGAACAGAACAGAGGAACCAUUUGUGGAACAAAAAGAUUCAUUUGUUAAUGCCGAAAUAGUUUACGACCCUCACCAAACUAACUACGACGAUGAUUACGACGGGAUACCAGCUAAAGCCACAACAAGUGCAGCCCCUUCGCUAAAUAACGAAGAAAGCAUUAAUACGAAGAAUAAUAGGCUUCUCAUCCACGUACGUUAUGACGAGAAAGAGGAGAUCACGAAUGAUAGUGAUGAAUCUGAUGAUGUCAAACCAUCGAAGAAAAACAAGACUCCAGAAGAUAAUGAACUUGGAAGUGAUGAUGACGCCGGUACAUCUAAUUUAAAAUCAGAAAGCCCUGACAAGAAAUCCAGAAAAUAA
Messenger RNA from Spodoptera exigua (beet armyworm), 2445 nucleotides. Lineage: Eukaryota; Metazoa; Arthropoda; Insecta; Lepidoptera; Noctuidae. The record is from the annotation of a GenBank genome assembly.